Messenger RNA from Chinchilla lanigera (long-tailed chinchilla), 3241 nucleotides. RefSeq names its product zinc finger protein 703 (gene Znf703). Gene Ontology annotation, biological process: negative regulation of DNA-templated transcription. Lineage: Eukaryota; Metazoa; Chordata; Mammalia; Rodentia; Chinchillidae. Gene Ontology annotation, cellular component: nucleus. The coding region runs from base 298 to 2037 and encodes 579 amino acids. The transcript has 2 exons. The record is from RefSeq and is a predicted model, not a curated record.
CCCGCCGCUCUCCCCGCCCCGGGUCCCGGCGCGAGCUGCGAUUGGGCGGGCGCGGCGAUCCCUUUGAAGUGUGGCUGCUGAUCGCGGCUAUUUGACGUGCGGCUCGCGGAAGGCGAAGGUUUUUGUGUGGUUCGCCGAGGCUGGCGGCGGCAGCGGCGUCGGUGGAGGAGGGGACGAGGCGAGGAACGACCGCCGCCCGGCGCUCAACGCUGCGGAGCGAGCCCACCCGCCCCGGGAGCUCGCCUCCCCGGUGCUCCCGCUCCCUCCCCGCCCCCCCCGCGGCGCUGCCUCCUCCAAAUGAGCGAUUCGCCCGCUGGAUCUAACCCAAGGACACCCGAGAGCAGCGGCGGCGGGAAGAGGCCGGCGGUGCCGGCAGCGGUGUCCCUCUUACCCCCGGCGGACCCCCUGCGCCAGGCGAACCGGCUCCCCAUCAGGGUCCUGAAGAUGCUGAGCGCUCACACCGGCCACCUCCUGCACCCGGAGUACCUGCAGCCGCUGUCCUCCACUCCCGUCAGCCCCAUUGAGCUGGACGCCAAGAAGAGCCCAUUGGCGCUGCUGGCCCAGACCUGCUCGCAGAUCGGCAAGCCUGACCCGCCACCCUCGUCCAAGCUUAACUCGGUAGCUGCGGCGGCCAACGGGCUGGGAGCGGAGAAGGACCCCGGCCGCCCCGCCCCGGGCGCCGCCUCCGCGUCGGCGGCCCUCAAGCAGCUGGGGGACUCCCCGGCCGAGGACAAGUCCAGCUUCAAGCCCUACUCCAAGGGCGCUGCGGGCGGCGACGCCCGCAAAGACAGCGGCUCCUCCUCGGUGUCCUCCACCUCCUCCUCGUCCUCGUCCCCGGGAGACAAGGCAGGCUUCAGGGUCCCCAGCGCCGCCUGCCAGCCUUUUCCCCCGCAUGGAGCGCCCGCGUCCGCCUCCUCGUCCUCGUCCUCGCCCGGCGGCUCCCGCGGCGGUUCCCCGCACCACCCUGACUGCAAGAACGGCGGCGCGGGCGGCGCAGAGCCGGACAAGAAAGACCCGGAGCCGAAGCCCAGCCCGGAGCCGGCGGCCGUGAGCCGCGGGAGCGGCGCAGAGCCCGGUGCGCACGGUGGCGCCGAGGCUGGAGCCUCCGGCCGAAAGUCCGAGCCGCCCUCAGCGCUAGUGGGGGCUGGCCACGUGGCGCCAGUGUCGCCCUACAAACCCGGCCACUCGGUGUUCCCGCUGCCGCCCUCCAGCAUCGGCUACCACGGCUCCAUCGUGGGCGCCUACACCGGCUACCCGUCUCAGUUCGUGCCUGGCCUGGAUCCCAGCAAGUCCGGCCUCGUGGGAGGCCAGCUGUCGGGCGGCCUGGGUCUGCCUCCCGGCAAGCCCCCCAGCUCCAGCCCGCUCACCGGGGCCUCCCCGCCCUCCUUCCUGCAGGGAUUAUGCCGUGACCCCUACUGCCUGGGAGGUUAUCACAGCGCCUCGCACCUCGGCGGCUCCAGCUGCACCACUUGCAGUGCGCACGACCCGGCCGGACCCAGCCUGAAGGCUGGGGCCUACCCGCUGGUGUACCCCGGGCACCCACUGCAGCCCGCCGCGCUGUCCUCCAGCGCCGCUCAGGCCGCCCUCCCAGGCCACCCGCUCUACACCUACGGCUUCAUGCUGCAGAACGAACCACUGCCGCACAGCUGCAACUGGGUGGCGGCCAGCGGGCCGUGCGACAAGCGCUUCGCCACUUCGGAGGAGCUGCUCAGCCACCUGCGGACUCACACAGCCCUGCCGGGCGCCGAGAAACUUCUGGCCGCCUACCCCGGGGCUUCGGGCCUGGGCAGUGCCGCCGCCGCAGCCGCCUGUCAUCUGCACCUCCCCCCGCCCGCCGCCCCUGGCAGCCCCGGGUCGCUGUCCUUGCGGAGUCCACACACUUUGGGGCUAAGCCGGUACCACCCCUAUGGCAAGAGCCAUUUAUCCACAGCCGGGGGCCUGGCCGUGCCGUCCCUCCCCACAGCCGGACCCUACUACUCGCCAUACGCGCUCUACGGACAGAGACUAGCCUCCGCAUCGGCGCUCGGGUACCAGUAACCUCAGCUCUGGGCCCCCAGCCCUCCCGCCCCCUCCCCCGUCCCUGCGCGCUGCUGCAGCCUCCACCACUGCUUCCCCCUGCGGGACCCCGCCCCCCCUCCGGACUGUGUAUUUAUUUACUAUGAUGUUAGCUUACAAGCUGGGAAUAUAAGUGCAUUAACAGCCCACAUGAGUCAAUGGUAUGCAAAAGUAUGUUCCCCCGAAUAAUAAUAUUAACCACACAGGUAACUACUCUGCCCCCCCUUCCUUUUUUUUUUCUUUUCUUUUCCUUAGGUAUAAGUUUUAAAUUUUUCUUCCUUUUCUUUAUGGUUUAAUUUUGGGGAGAAGAGGGAGCAUUGGGGAAUCUUAGGUUCUUCCGUACGUUUUGUUUUUUCCGUCCUGGGGAAUUUCUUGCAUGAAUCUUAACCAUUCGAACUACAUUUCCCCCUUUUCCUUCUUUUCCCUUCAUUCCCUGUUUCCUUCCAUUUAAGGUUCUGGUUUUUGGGGGGUUUUGUUGUAGCAGAGAGGAAUUUUGGGUAACAAUUUGGGGGUUGAGGGAACGAACUUGGUGGCUGGAGGUCUUGAGCUCUGUUGACCCUCCCGAGCAGACCCCUCUCCUAGGGUCUUGGUCCGGGCCCUGGGCCCCUCUGUCACAGCCCCCCAACUUUGCUCUAAGCCGGAGAUCCCUGACCGCAGCAGGCUCCCAUAGAGGGCCCAGCAGCCUGGGGCUGAGGCUGGCUGUGCGCACACCCGGUAAUCGCUGCCCGCUGCGGGUGACUUGUGGGGCUCCUGUUCAUUCAAAGUGCUAGAAGGCCCGCUGGCCUGCAACUUUGCUCGUUCUAGUUUGCGAAGUGCUUUAUCGCAUUGUUUUUCCGCUCUUUAAUGGGGCUGUGACCCCCACUCCCUGGGUAUCCGGGCGGGAUCCUUGCUGGAUCCCUCCCAAGCAGACCUCUCUGUCGCCAAGUCACCUGCUCCUCGGGGCAAAGGUCGGGGACUCAGGGAGUACUCGGCCGAAGCAACCCCGCGCCCCUUCCAGGUGUGACCCAGCAGUCCCCAAAGUUGGCGGUGGCCGGGAUGAAGACCCGGGCCCUGGGUUCCUCCCACCCCACCCCCCUCCCUCCCGGUCUAUGCAGCAGCGGCCGGGCUUCGGGCCUGUUUGGGAUGAAUAGCGCUCUCCCUUGGUAAGACUUAUUUUGUUAAUAAAUGGAAUACUUGGCUAUAUUCA